UCUCAUAAUCAGAACAUGUGAAGACGCAGAUGAUAUUGUACCUAUCAAUUAAUAUAUAGAUUAUAUUGAAAUGAAAAUGAAGCCAGUGGUGUGCUGAAUCUCAGUUUGUGUGGAAGUUUACACUAACAAAUACCGGGAUAUGUCAGAAAAGGAUCCACUUGUGAACGGACAUACGAAUCCGAGUUCCUACGGAGUCAAGGCAGACACCCAUGUUUGGGUUCCAGUGGACGAGAAAACGGAACAUCGCCGGGUGGGGAAUGGGUCCAGCUUUCCAAUGCAGCAGAAGGGUGGGUCCACACUCACCAUCCACAACAUAAACUACACUGUCCAAGUUAAGGAAAAAACAUGCAGUUGUUCAACGCAAGACAAAGCCAUUCUUAAGGGAAUCGAUGGCAUCUUUAAACCAGGAAUGAAUGCCAUUCUUGGCCCAACAGGCAGUGGAAAAUCCUCAUUACUCGAUGUCCUGGCAGGCAGAAAGGAUCCAUCGGGUUUGAAAGGCACCUUACUGCUAGAUGGGGCUCCUUUACCAAAAAACUUCAAAUGUAUGGUGGGAUAUGUGGUACAGGAUGAUGUUGUGAUGGGAACACUGUCAGUUCGUGAAAAUUUCCACUUCUCUGCAGCCCUACGACUCUCAGCCUCUGUCGGCCCAGAAGAGAGAAAGGAGAGAGUGAACAACGUCAUACGGGAACUUGGCCUGCAACAUUGUGCAGAAACCAAGAUUGGUAAUGAGUUUAUCCGAGGUGUGUCUGGUGGAGAGCGAAAGCGAUGUAACAUUGGAAUGGAGCUGAUUAUCUCCCCUCCCCUGCUCUUCCUGGAUGAGCCGACUACCGGCCUCGAUGCCAACACUGCUGGCACUGUCAUGCUGCUGCUGAAAAAACUGGCUCUUAAUGGGCGUACCAUCAUAUUCUCGAUCCACCAGCCUCGCUACAGCAUCUACCGUCUCAUUGAUAACCUCGUCCUCUUGUCCCUAGGAGAGACUGUCUACCAAGGGCCAUGUGAAGACUCAUUGCAGUUCUUCAAAUCUCUUGGUUAUACGAUUCAAGAACACAACAACCCACCAGACUUCUUUCUGGACGUAAUCAACGGUGACCCAAAUGUAACAACGAAUGACAUCGGUCAAAUCUUGGCCUCAACUGAUAUGGAGAAAGUGUCUCAAAAUGGUGAGGAAACCGUUCAUGACAAGCUGGUGAAAGGCUUCAAGAAUUCUAUGUGGGCUAAAAACCUGCAACAGCAAGUGGAACCAAUUUUUGCUGGGUACCAGGAGAAUGUGCGGGUUGGGAAAGUACAACGCCUCCCGCCGGUGGAAUUUGCCACGGGUUUCGGCACACAGUUCAUCUACUGCAGCCACAGGACCCUGAGAAACCUCAUCAGGAACCCUGCAGUCUCAGUGCUUCAGGUGUUCACAAUGGCCAUAUUUGCCAUUGUAGUUGGUGCUAUCUACUGGGACAUCGACAACUCAUGCAAAUCUGGCCUUCAAAAUAGGACGGGAGCCUUCUUCUUCAUCAUUAUGAACAUGGUAUUUGGUAACCUGUCAGCAGUGGAACUCUUCAUCAAAAACAGGGCCAUCUUCUUGCACGAGAAUGUGAGUGGAUUUUAUCGCGUAUCAGCCUACUUCCUGUCCACAGUGAUAUGUGAUGUCAUACCCAUGAGGUUCCUGCCCACACUAUCAUUUGCAGCUGUUGUCUACUUCAUGAUCGGGUUUGAGAGUGUAUUUGACAAGUUUUCCAUCUUUUUCCUGGGUCUGUUCUUCGUGUCCCUGGCAGCCUCGUCCAUCUCGUUCUGUAUCAGUGCAUCAGUGAGGAUCUUUGCUGUUGCCAACUUGCUCAUUGCCAUGGCCUACGUUGUCAUGAUGGUGUUCAGCGGUUUGCUGGUAAACCUGGACACUAUACCAGACUUCCUGGAGUGGCUCAAGUACCUGUCCAUCUUUAGAUACAGCCUCACGGCUUUGAGUAUCAAUGAGUUGAAGGACUUGACCUUUGAUGGAAAUUGCACGACAGGUAACGAAUACCUGGACUUUCAGGGCAUUGACUACAAGACCAACUGGGAUCUGUGGGUGAACUUCGUGGCCAUGGGCGUCAUGUCUGUUGGCUUCUUGGUGCUUGCUUACCUUCGCCUCCGCUUCAUGAACAAACUCAAAUAGACCAAUCUGAUUGGUUGGAUGUUGUAAAUGUGUUGUGUUAUAUACUAGCUAAUAACUUACAGGUUACUGAUCUGUGCGAUGUUUUUAAUUAAUCAGGAAGUACGCAGACUGCCAUAGUUAUAGUGACAAUCAACAUGGUAGCAACUUCAGAAACCUUUUGUUGGCAUACUGUGAUCGCAUUUCAUACUUUAUUAUCAGUUCUGUUAUUUUAUUUGUGUUGUUUCUUGUCAACCUGUACACACAUGUAUGUAGUGUCACACGGUUCGCUGACAAUCAAUGGAUAUGUUACAUGUACAACUGUGUAUAAGGAAACUUAUUUUGAUAAUCCUGAAGUUCGGUGCUCGUGUUAACUUACUUGCCAAAGUCUUAUUUUCAUGUCAUGUUUGUGUUUGCUAUUAUGACACUUUUGGGUUUAUAGUUAUACACUGAUUACAAGCAUUCUUUUGGUUGUUUGGUAACGCUGAAACAAUGGUCAAGUAGAAAAUAGUUUUAUUUUUGGAAAAAAAUGUUAUCUGGAUUAAACAGAGUUUGCUUUUUCUGGAAAAUCAUAUUUCUCAAUUGAAAUGAAUGAAUCAUGAUAGUUGCAUAAUAAUGAAUAAUACAAUGUCAUGCAUAUCUGUUAAAUAUCUUGUAGUUUGUUUUAUAUCUGUUGAACAGUUGAGAUUAAUUUUAUGGUUUUAAAACUUCUCAGUAGUUUCAGUUCAUAUUAUAUUCUCAGUCCCAAUGUUUUGUAGAUUGAGGUUAUAUUGGGUUAUAUUAUAGGUUAUGUAUGUUUAAAUGUUCAAGUGUUUUAUGUUUAGUCUGUUAUACAGGUACACAACAUGCACACAAUAUUCUAAACAUUUAAGGGAAAAAUGUUUAAAUACUUUUCCCGUAUUGCUAAGUGUUGAAUCCAUCUUGAGUUCCAUAAAUUUUUGUUUAUGAUACAAGGCAAAUUUUACGAGCUAGUACAAACUGAUUCAGGGUCAUACCUGAAGCAUUCUUAAUUGUACGCCAAUAGACUUGAGUGAGCUAUCGAGAUGUGAGUGUUUUAUUAGCAGUAGUUUGUCUCAAAAUGUUAUAUGGGGUGGAAGUUGAACAUUUGGUGAAAUAACAAUAAAUACUUGCAUACACGCCUUGCAUAGCCUUUACUUUACUCCUGCUUUGGAAAUAAAAGUACUUGCCAUGUUGGUGGAUUCAAAAUCGGUUUUUUUAAAAGCAUAUUUUUAAACUGUACAUUAUUAUGUUGUUGGUUUUUUUUUUUGCUAGAGGCUGUAAAUCUUAACAGCUUAUUUUACUUCAAAGAUUAUAAAGAUCAAUUCACCUUUUUUUGAUAAAUAGUUAAUAUUUAAUAAAUUUUGAUAAUGUUGACCAAAUCGAAAAGAAAUCGAGUUUUAUACAACUAGCUGUAGCUGCCAAUUUUAUCAACUGGUUAAUUAUUUUGUAUGGUUAAAAGUUAGCCAAAAUGUUUAUUGAUUGGUCAAUAUUUAUCCAAUAAUUACUGUUAACUUAUGUCUACCGUAAUCAAGAGGCUUGUAUAAGAUAACCGGUGGAUAACUUAUCUAGUUCUACACAAUCAUCUGUUGAACUUAAAUGUGAUUGGUUAAUUUACAAAACGCUUAACCAACGUACAACACUGUACCAUAUCACUGUAUGUUGAUGUAUCCACAUAUCAUACACAUAUAUUGCUGUACAUUAUUGUUUAAAUAUUAUAUCAAAGUAUGUUUGUGCUGUAUAAUACCAACAUAUCAAAGGUUUGUCGUCUUUUUUUAUUUUAAUGCAUAACUGAUAAGAAUUGAAGAAACUAACAUGGCAACAUUUCAUAGCUGAAUUCAUAUCACAAAGAGGUUUUUUUCUAUGUUACUUUGUGUAUAGACUGCAGUGUAUUAUAACACCAAUGUGUCAUUAAUUAGAUUUUAAAUUGUGUAGAAAUUACAUGGAUUAUUGUGCAUAUAAGUGUCAAUUUUAGCCACCACACAUUGUACCAUCACUCAUUGUAUUUUUACAUGACUGUAAAACAUGACAAGUUCUGUGAUUAAUGUACAUACACAAUUAUUUCACUACUUAUUUUAUUUUUAAAAUGGCUUAUAAGGUACCAUACAUGCAUAUAUAAAAAUGAAUAAAAACUGAUGCAAGAAGAGGUAACAUGCCGUUUAGAAUAUGUUUCGCUAUUUUGUUUCUUAUACAUUUUGAACUAUGUAGUCUUUUUUGACAUUUAUGCAUAGACAGAAACAAAACCAUUAGUUAUGAGGACAACAUUUUAUAAUGCAAGUCAUAUCACAUGGAGUUUUCUCUAUGUUUCUUUGUUUGUAUAGAAUGCUUAUUUUAACACUUGUAUUGACACAGUUGCCAUUCCAUGCCAGUUUUGUAUUGUUCGUGUUGUUUUUAUUUUGAUACUUCAAAUAUUAAUAAAACUCCAAAACUGAAA
Molecule: messenger RNA, 4547 nt
Organism: Mya arenaria
Lineage: Eukaryota; Metazoa; Mollusca; Bivalvia; Myida; Myidae
Product: broad substrate specificity ATP-binding cassette transporter ABCG2-like
Exons: 18
Coding region: 140-2140 (666 amino acids)
Cellular component (GO): plasma membrane
Molecular function (GO): ABC-type transporter activity; ATP hydrolysis activity; ATP binding
Source: RefSeq, a predicted model, not a curated record